Glarea lozoyensis ATCC 20868 is the source of this 1686-nucleotide messenger RNA. RefSeq lists its product as uncharacterized. Lineage: Eukaryota; Fungi; Ascomycota; Leotiomycetes; Helotiales; Helotiaceae. The record is from RefSeq and is a predicted model, not a curated record. Bases 1 to 1686 code for a protein of 561 amino acids. The transcript has 2 exons.
AUGUUUGCAACGAUACCCAGCGCUUUUCAACCUUCCUCGUCGACACCAACGGCCACGCCACGAAAACUUCCUCCUCAGACGCCUGUGAGGUUUCCACAAUGCGCACCUACUGCAGAUGAAAAGCCAAGAGGAUCGUCAAAUGGACUGCAGAAACCGUUGGUCCCCUUGCUCCAGACGAUUCAAAGACCAGCAGACAUCAAGCUCGAUCACUUCGAGGCACUCGGUCUCCACGUGAUAUCAGAUUCAAAACCAGAAGAUAUCAUCCCUGAGCCUAGCUAUUUGCCACCGAUCAAGGCAUGGAACGCUAUUGAAUCAGACAAUCUACAAGAAGCAAACGACGCGACAAGGAGACCCCUUUGCAAUGGUAACAUCUCUCCAGGCGUUCAGACCUACCGAGAGCGUCAAGAUGAGCUGAGGAUAGACAACACGGCAGCUUUCCGUAGCAUCCGACGCAUCCCACCACCAACUGGGGAAUCUGCAGCACGGCUGGGUCAUGCAUUUGAGUUCUUCAAGAACCUGGAAUUCUUCUCGGGCUUUUGGGACGACACGUCGUUGCCGCCGAGGAAGGAAGAGCCAGAAGCGACAUCAUCUGAAAACCCUCUCCCCUCAUCCGAAGAUGGAGAAAAGGGAACAGAUGAAAUCGACCUCUUCUCAAAAGAGGAUCCAGUCCCAGCUCAUCUUUCCACUCAUCAACGCACCGGCAACGGCGCCCAACUCCCCCCAGAAUACCGUCAACACCUCCUAACCUCCUUCGUCAAACUCGUCGCCUACGACUUUGGUUGCAACGUCUCUCUCCCCCGCAGCGAACCCCGUCUCUACCUCACCCCACCCUCCCCCUCCAAACCAACAUCCCACUUCAACUCCUCCGCAACCUUCAUCUUCCGCACUCCCACCGACCGCUCCUCCGCCCGCGGCGGCAUCGUAGAAGGACCCGUCGCCUCCAUCUCCUGCCGCACCAGCACCGUCUUCGCAACCGAAGCCGAAUCCCGUCUCGAUCUCGCCCGCGAAGUCGUCGCCGUCCUCCUCACAGCCCAACAUCGCUCCCGCUCAGGCCGAACCGAAAAGCGCUUCGGCGAGAACGCCUGGUGGGCGACCAAACCGCGCUGGGGAGGCGGGCCCGGCGGACCCAUCGGCCGCGAAGCUGAGAAAUCCGACGAGCCAUCAUCUACCACCAAGUUAGCCAGCGCCGUCGAAGAAGCCACGCCCCCGGCAGUCUCCGAGCCCCUCCGCUCCAUCGCCGCCGAAACAAAACGCAUGUUCGGCAUCAACGCCUCGCUCCCGGGUAAGCGUGCGAAAAGGUUGAAGGAGGGGAACAUGCAAAUCUACGAGAACUACCGCAAGAUGCUGCCGCCGUCCGCGACAUGGGACCGGCGCACGCGGUACAUGCCGAUUGGUAAACCAGUACCUAGCCAGGGCUACGAUGAUAUCUUUUUGGUGUCGGCGAUUAACCAUCACGUUUCCAUUAUCCGCGUGAGGGUUCCGGAGGCGUUGUUGGAGGUGCUUGAGGGUGGGACGAGGGAGUGGGAGAGGGUUGUGAUGUGGAGGAGUAAAUGGUAUGAUUUGUUUUUGGCGGAGGAGAGGGUGGAGGCCAUGCAGAUUGUUUGGGGGAUGAUGGCUUAUCAGAUGAGGAAGAUUGAGGGUCCUGCUGUGGAGGCGGGCGAGGGGGAGAAGAUGGAUACGACUUGA